This is a messenger RNA of Histoplasma capsulatum G186AR, 357 nucleotides long. RefSeq lists its product as uncharacterized. The record is from RefSeq and is a predicted model, not a curated record. The coding region runs from base 1 to 357 and encodes 118 amino acids. The transcript has 3 exons. NCBI's taxonomy places the organism in Eukaryota, Fungi, Ascomycota, Eurotiomycetes, Onygenales, Ajellomycetaceae.
AUGCGAAACACGUACCGUAGCACGAACUUCAUCAACCAAGUGAGAAUCCAGAAAUUUCCCGACGAAACUGAUCACCUGGUCACGUCUUGUAAGUACAUUUCGGUAGAACUAGCCUUACUUAAAGCGCUUAAUGUGGACAGAACCAGCGCAAGCUGGGAAGACGAGCGAAGAUGGAUUGGAAUAAGGAGUGGGAAGAAGCCUUUUUCCAACGAACGCAACCGUGCAUGUAAAAACAAACAGGCGAACUUCCUGGAACCCGUGACCGAUGAUAGAGAUUUGCUCCCCUGCGAGGAGUCAAGGACCUUCGGAAAUCAGUUCUCCUCAGCGGGUUGGUUAGUAGUUACCUGCGCCAGCUAG